Messenger RNA from Danio rerio (zebrafish), 1306 nucleotides. It is a transcript of the gene lipt1, whose product is annotated as lipoyltransferase 1. NCBI's taxonomy places the organism in Eukaryota, Metazoa, Chordata, Actinopteri, Cypriniformes, Danionidae. The record is from RefSeq and is marked provisional. Gene Ontology annotation, cellular component: mitochondrion. Gene Ontology annotation, biological process: protein lipoylation.
UUUGAGAAAAUCCUGUUGACCCGGCAGUCAAAGUACGCCGUAGCUGCAGACAGUCAAAUAAACUGCUCACAUCGAAAUGUAAAGCCCGAACAUUUUAUUAUUGUCAUUAUUUACACACAAUUAUAAAUUAAUCACAUGUGUUUUAGUGCGUUACAGACUUUUAAUAGCGAUGAUUUUGAGACUGUCAAGCAGGGCAUGUGUCCUCUCAGGAUCAGUUCGCCUCAAAAGCACUUUGGCGUCUUUCUUCGACGAUCUGGGAAAAUCAGGAAUCAUCCUAAAAUCUGCAUCAUCUGGCAUAUUCGAGAACCUAGCCUUAGAAGACUGGAUACACGACCACGUUGAUCUGCAGAACAGAAGCUUGCUGUUGUUGUGGAGAAACUCUCCUGUUGUGGUCAUCGGAAGACACCAAAACCCCUGGCAGGAGUGCAACCUUCCCGCGACGCGACGGUUGGGGAUCCCGCUGGCGAGGCGGCGCAGUGGAGGCGGGACGGUUUUCCAUGACUUUGGAAACAUUAACAUGACCUUCUUCACCUCCAAAAAGAAAUACGACCGUCACAGGAAUCUCAAAGUGGUUACAAGUGCAUUAAAAGCUCUGAGACCUAAUCUAGACGUCGCCGCGACGGAUAGAUUUGACAUUUUAUUAAACGGCCAUUACAAGAUUUCAGGCACUGCUGCAAAGUUAGGCAGGAGCUCUGCUUAUCAUCACUGUACAUUACUGUGCUCUGUUGACCGUUCAGUGUUGUCUUCAGUGCUAAAGAGUAACACUGCUGAGGUUAUCAAGAGCAAUGCUACCCCAAGUGUCCCUUCCCCUGUCAAGAACCUUCUAGAAGUGGAUCCCACUCUUGAUUCCAGCACCAUCAUGGAGGCUAUUGCUUCCCAGUAUAAUAGUGAAUUUGGCUUUGAUAGUCCUGUCAUCACAGUUGACCCCACUCAUGAAGCUCUCAUGCCUGGCAUUCAUAAGAUGGCACAUGAUCUUCAGACAUGGGAGUGGAUUUAUGGCAAAACCCCAAAGUUCAGUGUUUGCACAGCUUUAGUUGUCGAUGAUGUGAAUAUUAAGCUUGAUAUGGAUGUCAGGAAUGGUACUGUGGAGCGAUGUGCUUUGGAAAUCCCUGCAGACUGGCUUUCUCCAGAGAUUGUGAAUGAGCUUAUAUCAACUCUGAAAGGCAGCAGAUACUGUCCAAAUGAAACUGCGGUGCUGGUGGCUGCAUUCAUGAGGACUCGGUCAAUGACAGACAAUGUUGCUGAGAAGAUUCAUAGAUUGUGUGAAGAAAUGCUUUCUGUCAUGUGAAUAAAAGGGAAGAUAUAA